CACGAUCAACACACGUACUAAAUCAAGGACACCCCCUGAUAAACCCUUCCUGCUAUAUCCCCGUCAAUUAUUAACCAGCGGUGAAGUUCAAUGCACUGCGUCUGACAUUCUUCCCGUCUCAGAAACAACUGCUCGGACAUGCGGCCGCGAUGGCAAAUUUUUGCUGACGUUGAUGGCAAGAUGGCGUGAUCGGUUCUCCCAAACUGCCCGCCGGAUUACACAGUCGAUACCCGAGUUUCCAUUCAGAGUGUCCUGAAGUCUUUUCUCAGCGUGCGACCCACCGUCCACUCGACAAUGGAGCUCCUUCUUGCCAUCUGUCGUCACUCAUGACUGGUGAACCACUUCCUGGGGUAAGUGGUUUCAGCCGCCUUGGGUGAUUGCCGCUGUCGAUGGCGCCAUUCCCGCUGGGCUCCGAGGAUUGCAAAUCUGCAAUCACGCCAGAUCUCCUUCCCUCGAUAGGAUGGAAUUGGAAUCGAAGGGAGCAUCCGGGGUUGACUCAUGGCCUUCAAGUCCCACAUCAGCUCUGGUUCUGGCGGAUCUCCCCCUUGCCUUUCUAUAUAAGUCGUUGGUAGUUCUUUCAUCUGUUAGAUUUAUACUUUCCCAUCUUCCAUACUUCAAUCAUCUAUAUACACUCGACAUGGCUCCGUCAUUAGAAGUCCCCGUGGCAUCUACGCCUGCGCCCUUGGGAAACAUUGUCGUCCCCAAGAAGGAAAUUGCAAGUGAUAACAAGUUUGGAUACGUCCCUGGUCGGACUACCGUGGAAGACCAUACCAACUACGCCCAUGACGAUCUGUUGCCCUCCUUUCCGGACAUCCACUGGGACGCUUUGGAGUACACACCCUACGAGGAUCGAGGCUUGAGGGGGGAUCCCAAGUUCCGCAACCUACUGAAAGAUGCCACGGCUGUUUUCGAUUAUAACCCCAAGAUUGGCACUGAGAUUCACGGCGUGGACCUGGCGAAUCUCAGCGAGGCUCAGAAGGAUGACCUAGCUCGGUUGAUCGCCUACCGAGGAGUUGUCUUUUUCCGUGCUCAGAAGGACUUUGAUAUUGAUGCCCAGCGGGAUCUGGGAAGACACUUUGGGAAGCUCCACAAGCAUGCUACUACCGCUGUUCCAAAGAAAAAGGGUCUCGAGGACGUUCACGUCGUCUACUCCGGAGACAAUGCAGGAGAUAACCGGGCACUCUUCAGCCCAAGCUUCUUAUGGCACUCGGACGUCACUUACGAAGUACAACCACCAUCAUAUACCUCAUUGAAACUUCUCACCGGUCCACCCCUCGGCGGAGGCGGCGACACCCUCUGGUCCUCUCAAUACGCAGCCUACGACAUCCUCUCCCCCUUCAUGCAGACCUAUCUCAAGAGUCUCACGGCCCUCCACUCUGCCGACAUGCAAGCAAACGACUCUCGAGCCCUUGGUCGACCCGUCCGCCGUGAACCAGUAACCACCGUACACCCUCUCAUCCGCACCAACCCCGUCACCGGCUGGAACGCACUCUUCUUCAACCCGGGUUUCGUCACCAAGAUCAUCGGUAUCCCCAAGGCUGAGAGUGAUUUUAUUAUCAAGUACCUCACGGACGUCGUCGCCACCACCCAGGAGAUUCAUGCCCGUUUCCAAUGGGGUAAGGAUGACGUCGCGUUUUGGGAUAACAGGACGACGACUCAUUCCGCUUCCUAUGGCUUCACCCCCCACCGACGCCACGCCGUCCGUGUCGCAGUCCAGGCUGAGCGUCCUGUCCUGUUGGAAUCGGGUCGAUCCCAGGAAGAAGACUUGGCCGCCUUGUACGGACUGCCGGCGGUUAACAAGGACGGAUCUCGACAGUCCAACUAUAAUGACUGAGCGGAUGCUCAAAACACAACACGGCGGAAGCGGGCUUCUCGUUCUUAAUACAAAUGCAUGCUUACAAGUUCAGAAUUAGCGGAAUCAAAGACGGGCGUUUAUCUUUUCUUAUCAUAACAUAGCUGUGAACGAAUUCUAC
Molecule: messenger RNA, 1973 nt
Organism: Penicillium brasilianum
Lineage: Eukaryota; Fungi; Ascomycota; Eurotiomycetes; Eurotiales; Aspergillaceae
Source: the annotation of a GenBank genome assembly